This is a messenger RNA of Pelobates fuscus (common spadefoot toad), 2256 nucleotides long. RefSeq names its product transforming growth factor alpha (gene TGFA). Bases 964 to 1446 code for a protein of 160 amino acids. NCBI's taxonomy places the organism in Eukaryota, Metazoa, Chordata, Amphibia, Anura, Pelobatidae. The record is from RefSeq and is a predicted model, not a curated record. Gene Ontology annotation, molecular function: growth factor activity; epidermal growth factor receptor binding. The transcript is spliced from 6 exons. Gene Ontology annotation, biological process: positive regulation of mitotic nuclear division; positive regulation of cell population proliferation; epidermal growth factor receptor signaling pathway.
ACAGCCCAGAGCUCCAGCACAGGAGAGGUAGAGUUCACCUACAGCCCAGAGCUCCAGGAGAGGCAGAGCUCACCUACAGCCCAGAGCUCCAGCACAGGAGAGGCAGAGCUCACCUACAGCCCAGAGCUCCAGGACAGGAGAGGCAGAGCUCACCUACAGCCCAGAGCUCCAGGACAGGAGUGACAGAGUUCACCUACAGCCCAGAGCUCCAGGACAGGAGAGGCAGAGCUCACCUACAGCCCAGAGCUCCAGCACAGAGGAGGGAGAGCUCACCUACAGCCCAGAGCUCCAGCUGACAGGAGAAACCAUAACAUGAAAGGAGGUUCCUAGAUCCGGAGACAUCGAAAGAGGAAAAAGGAUAAAUUACUCAGAAAAAAAAAUCCACCAGACCAUUGAAAGGAGGAAUGAAACGCACGGACUGCCUGACUUGAAAGAGUUGGGGAGUUUUUCGGACACACAGAAUUGGUCCCCGUAUAAGGAACUUUGCCCAGUCCACUCUUCAAGACUGCUUUUAAACAUUCCAUUCUGACUGUCAUUGUGACUGAUUCUAAACAGGAUUACCCUCCCCAGGAAUAUUUGUUUUAGCAUGGUGUGUAUAUUGCACUAUUUAUUUUAACAAGUCAUAGAUACACAAAGGAAGAUUCGGCUAAUAUUUCUGCUAAUGCACUUCCUAUGAUGUACAUGAAUGAGCUACAUUUGAGUGCACACACAGUUUGAAUUGUAUUGUGAUUCUUGCUUUGGACUGACUGUCCCAUGGAAAAGAUUGCCUGUGCCUUUAAAUUCAAUGACUGAAUAGGCUGUCACGGUAACUCUGUGGGAAGAAGGUGAGUCAGCCCAAUUUCCGCCUGGAGAGUCACAUCGGUAACACCAAAAGGGUCACACUGUCACCUACCAGCCUCUGGGACUUGGCUGUCGCCGCCUUUACAACUGGCCAUUGAGAAACAGCAGCUGGGAGACAGGAACAUGCUGCUUUCUUCUGCAGGGGAUAUCAUGCUGCUGAUCUUAGGAUUUCUGUUUGCUGCUUGUCACGCCUUGGAAAACACAACAUCCAUACACAGUGCAGAUCCUCCAGUUGCAGCUGCAGUUGUAUCUCAUUUUAACGACUGCCCAGAUUCCCACACGGAUUUCUGCUUCCACGGGAGCUGCAGGUUUUUAAUCCAGGAGGCAGUCCCAGCCUGUGUCUGCCUGCCGGGCUAUGUGGGCACACGCUGUGAGCAUGCUGAUCUACUAGCAGUUGUGGCAGAAAAUCAGAAAAAACAAACAAUCACAGCACUUGUGGUGGUAUCGGUGGUAGCAACAGCAGUCCUUGUUUUGGCCUGUGUUUUAAUACACUGCUGCAGGUUUAGAAAACAGUGUGAGUGGUGUCGAGCACUGUUCUGCAGACAUGAAAAACCAGGAUUUCUUAAAGGAGGAGCAUCCUGCUGCAAAACAGAGACUGUGGUCUGAAAGAGCACAGCAGGUCAGCAUGGCAAUUCCCAGCACUUCAGCUGCAGAGCAAAUUCUCAGAGCAUCAUAAGCACAAUAGGCCCUAUAACUUUCUACUCGGUUCUUUCUCUGAAUCUGGGCCACGUUUUCUGAACGGGGGACACACUACUGUCCGUGCAGAAGUGAAAAUGUUUUUGAAUGUGUCAUGCGCAAUAUGAAGCAGAGGAGAAAAGAGAAGGACUUAACUUCACUGUGGAAUGUACAAUCUAAUGAGAUUUCAAAGUCUCUGUAAGGGAAUACAGAGUAUGUCCAGGAUACAAAAGACAACGAUAACCAGACAAAUCUGUGUCGGGAAUAUUUUGUUACAGGAGCAUUGUCAUUGAGUUAGAUCUUAAACUUUCACUGCCCCAGAGGUCCACAUCACAUUGUAAAUUGACUUGUUGCAGGACUGGCAAGCAGUGAAGGGGUUAAUAAAUAUAUAUAUGCAUAUACAUAUUAUUUUUAUUUUUGAGACCGAAAAAAAUUAAGUGUUGAUUGUAAUGGACCAUUAUAAUAUAUACCAUGCUGCUAGCAUUUCAGUAUAUAUAAAUAUAUACACAGACAGCCUGGUAUUCAUAGCCAAGGAAAUCAUUUUCACCAUCCGGCCAUGACAAGGAGAAUUUUUAUUUUGCAUUUUGAUUUGUUUGUUUCUAGCCACAAAAUUACCUGUACAGUGCAUUAGUGUUAAUGUUAUUAUACUUUACCUAAAGUCCAGUAACAGACAGACUACACAGUAACAAUUACAAUACUUAAUUAUAAUUUAUUUGCCUGCUCCCUACACCACAACCAUUU